UCAUGAGCCCUAUAUUGCACCUGGGGAUUCUCCAUCGGCCGGAGUCGGCGUGCGGGGCCCUGUCCGCGGUCUGCAAGCCCCGGUGAAGCGCGGAUUCGUCCCCUGGCCUCCAAACGCUGGGUGAUGCCCAUGCCCAUUCGGCGUAGUGUCCCCGGCGGCUUUGCCGGUUCAGGGAGGGGACGCCGUCCGUCUGCGUGGCCUGGCUGGGGGGUGGCCGGCACCGUGCGGGGUCUGCAGCGUGCCGGCUGCUCUCGGCUUGUCCUCUGGAGGGCAACCCCGGCCUCUCGGAAACUGCUGCGGCUUCACGGGGGUCCGGGUCUUGCCCCCGCGCGGGUCAUCCUCCCGGCGCCCCGAGUGGGAACGGCCUCCGCGGCGACGUCUUUCAGUUCCCGGUCGGCCUCGCGCCUCUGGGCCCCGGCACCAGGCUUUCUGGGUGCUUUGCAAGACUCUGCAAUGCCAAGUGUCCACGACGCCUGUCCUGUGUCGGAGCACAUCCCUGGGCGUCGAGGCGGGUUUUAUGCCGCGGUUCUCGGUGCCGGGGGGCGAGAGCCAAGCCUCCAGCGCCGGGCGCUCGGGGGUGCCAGCGUUGCACCGUGCUCUGUUUGAGUCAGUGCAAAACAGACCACUUAAUUCAGCAUCUAAAUAUGGACUCGGGCAGCUGCGUUUGCAAACAUGGGCCUCCGCCGUCCUGUGCGUCGGCUCCGUCGUUUGUAAAACGGGGAUUAGGAACGCCUGGGGUCCAGCAGAGGAAGGGGAUGAGUUACAACCCCCUCGGCUUGAACCUAGUAACAGACUCCGUGAAGUAAUGGACCCUGUGGCUGCCGUCGUCCGAACUGACACAAAACACAGCAGCAAAAAUGGGAAAGAUCAGGACUUUUUAUGUGUUUUAUAACACUGAAGUUUGUUUUCAGUCAUCUGAAAGACUUAACGAGGGAGAUGAGCAGUGUGCGUGUGUGGCCUGGCUCCCCGUCGUACCAGCACUAGCAGGGGUGAAGAGUAAUUCCCUUGCAAUUCAGCGGGUCGCAGCACCGUAUCUCUGUGCCGGACAUCAGCCCUGCACUAUUUCACGGCCCCUGUCGCUGUAGGUGAUCCGCCCCCGGAGCCGCACGCUCUCGACCCCGCGGUUUCCGUGAGGUUGGCCUUCCUGAGCUGGGUCAGCGUGGCCUGGGUUUUGCUAUACAAGGAAGUGGAGGUCGCCGGCGUCUCUUCCGCUGUGAUGGAUUAUCUGGGGAUUUCCCGCUAGAGGAUGCUGUUGGCUACCCCUUGAACUUGUCUGUGGCUGUCGCAGCUGCAGAUUCAGGGCCUGAUCUUACUUUAGCAGUAACUUUUUACCCCCUUGACACCUAAAUCGGGUGUCUCUGGAGGGCCCAGCAUCUCCGCAAGGGAGUGGGAUGAUGAGGAAAGGACCCUGGCUCGCUUUGCCCCCUCGGUGGUGGUGCUCUCGGUAGAGGUUAGCACCGCCCGGGCGGGGUUUUGCAUGCUUUCACCAGGUCGUAGCAACGCCAUGCUAUCUGGCAGGGGAAGGGAGGCAUGUGCAGAAGGGGGUUUGCUUCACCCAUCCGCUGCCUCCCUCCAUCUGCUACAGCGAAGGAUGUGAUGAGCUGGGGCAGGCCAGAAAGGAGGCAACAGCUGCUCCCCUCUUUCCAUAGAUGGACAGAUACCAUUGAGGGUCUGAAUGAAAACCACCCGUGCUGUGAGGUCAGACCGGGGUCUGUUGGACAGGCCAGUGCUUGGUCAUGGCGUUGGUCUCAGGAGGAGGUGGAAAGCUAGCAAGAUCCUUGACCUCUCUGUCCUGAGCUCAUCACCCCCAGCAGUCUAUUUUAUGCCCAGGCUGGGCUGAGAGACCCAGAUCUCAGUGUUAUCGUGCCCUGAACCUUCCCAAGAUCAAGACCAGACUGGCACAUCCCUGUGCCAGUUCUCCGACCCUCCAGCAACACCCGCGGCACUGGGAUAACUGAGCGGGUGAUGCCCCUGUAAAUAACUAGCCCCAAAUCUGCAAUGUGCCCUUCCCGUUUGGACAAGCGGAGUGGAGCCCAACCUUAACGAAUGUAUUCAGAGCAGGCAUGAAACCAGUCCCCUCCAAGGCGGAACUGGGCGCAGGACACAGAUCUGACGGCUGGGCAAUGUGACUGGUGAGGAGAGGCCGAGGGAAAUGAGGCCGAGGGGGAUUAAAUAGCAGCCUUCACCUCCCUGCAGGGGGUUGCAAAGAGGACGGAGCUGGGCUGGUCUCAGUGGGGACAGAUGACUGAAGGAGCAAUGGGCUCAAGCUGCAGCAAGGGACGUUGAGGUUGGAUAUUAGGAAAAACUUUCACGAGAUGGGUAGUAAAGCACCAGAACAGGUUACCCAGAGAGGUGGUGCAGUCUCCACACUUGGAGGUUUUGAAGACCCGGCUAGACAAAGCCGUGGCUGGGAUGAUCUAAUUGGGGCUGGCCCUGCUUUGCACAGGGGGUUGGACUCGAUGUGACCUCCUGAGGUCCCUUCCGGCCCUCAUUGUCUGUGGUGGCCGUGCGCACACACCGGAGCUGUCUUUCUGCCCAGUCCUCUUGGGUCUCUGCCCUAGAAAAUGUCCGAGGCUGGGAAAGUGGUUUCUUUAAUGGCAGGGCAGAGAACUGGCGUUAGACCAGGGUUACUCCGGUGAGUGUUUCUUGAGUCCUUGUGUCUCCGGGAUGCAGACCAGCUGUCUGAGCAGAGCCUGGAGGCUGUGAUUGCUGCUGGUGUCUCUCCCCGGCACCCCUCCAGGACCGGGGGCUUCUGCGCAUAGAGGGAGACGGUGAGAGGGAAGGUGCAGGCUCCCCAGUGCGGGGGUAAGGCCCAUCUCCAGGAGCAAGAUGUGCUCUGGGGAACGUCCCUCGAGUCUGCGCAUCCCUUUGGAGAGCGUGGGAGAGCUGCGGCUUAUUCUCUGCCUUUCUCUCUGCUGUUUCUAAAGCCUGGCCAGAAAGAAAGCUCUGAGACGGAGCCUGCUGCUGCCUGAUAAGUUCUCCCCGGCCGUGGGAAGCGAUCGGAUAAGCUCAGCAGACGGGAGCGUUUCCAAGGAAGGGCGGCCUCCCCUCAGUCAGCCCGGGGGAUGCUGCAUAAAGCCUGGCCUCUGAGUCCAAUGGCCACCAGAGAUCACGCGGGGACAGGGGAGCUCGGCCAGAGACAUAAUGCAACCGAGAGAUGAUACUCUGCGUCUGAGCCCCGGCAAUGUCGGGCCCUAACCAGAGCAAGGUUUCCUUGAAGUGUAUAACUAGCCCCUGGCAACUGCAGCACGAAGCGAAUGCAGGGAGUCUCCGUGUCUCUGCUGCUCACUAGUUCCUCUCCGGCCACCUCGUGUUGUGUGCAUUUGCUUUCCCGGCCCCGGCUCCCUGAGUCUUGUGAGCACACGGGAGUAUCGCCUUGCACGUUUUUUCUAGCCCUCCUGUCCCAGGGAAGCGUCCCAGAGCGGGCGGCAAGGCCUGCAGAGAGCAGCCUCCGUCCAUCCACGAGGGCUUUGUGGGUUUUUCUUGGGAGAUGACUAUUUUUUUUUCUUUCUUUUUUUGGAGACCAUAAAUAACAUCUCUCCCCAGCACAGCCAACCCGGCGGGUAGAGAACGGGCGAUAGACCUAUGUCCUGGACGUUUAAACAAAGGCAGGAAAGAGGCAGGGGGGACCGAGCGAGAGGGAACAAUGCCACAUUGGCGGGGGCUCGUUAGGACGCUGCCUCCUGCCUGUUCUCGCGAAGAAGAAAGAAUAGAAGCCUUUGAGGCCAGGGUUUAUUUUUAAACGCCUGAAAGGGCCUGACGCAGAAGGGGGAGUGGAAAAUACGAGUCCGGCAUCGACAAAGUUCCUCUGAGCAGCCUUUGAAGCCGGCGCGCCAGCCUCUAAUUGCUGUGGGUGCUUGGGGGUAAAGGCUCGGGACAGCGCGCCGGGUGGGGGAUGCGCCGUCGGCGUUGCCUUCACGUCUCCGUUGCAGCAGGUCGUUUUACUGCCGGGCAGUGCUCCUCUUCCUCCAGAAGUCCCCGUCUCCAGCACUGUUGCAGUGCAAGGGCUCAGCCGUCAUGGUCUGGGGUAACGCUGCCGUAGGUCCACCCGGCUGCUGCUCCUAAAUGCACAUCGCCUGCCGACCCCAGAGUCCUCUGCCCCCAUCUCCUGCUCGUCUUACUCCCCUGAGUAGCCCCGUUUCAAGAGGGCUUGGUCUUUCGGCUCUAGCGCACAUAGUGACAUAGCAUCCGAAUCCUCCCUAGUUCGCUCCUGCAUCCAUACGGCUGAAGGCAAGCGAAAUUUCGGGGGCACCCAAACCCCUUGGGCCUGCAUGUAGGAUGCCUACCAAAAGAUUUGGAAGUCGCUGAAGCCCCAGGCUGGGAAGUUUAGGGUGGAGGAUACUUGCCGGUAGUCGGGCCACAAGUGGUUCUUGAACAGUUGAAGGAAUUUGGACCUGGCACACGAAACAUUUUCCUUAAAAAUAAAAAAAUACAAUACAAAACCGGGAGGCAGGUGGGCUCCGGCGCUUGGCUUUCAGAGCCUGCAUCUCAGGAGGGAUCGUGGCUGCUCCCGGCCCAGUGUCUCGGGACAGGACGCCGGCACGAAGCAGCCCUUUGCUGUCCCUCCUGCAUCCCAUCAGCGUGGCACAUCUGUUGUUGCCAUUUGCUAUCCUAGACGCCAGGGCCCCAGUCAGGAUCUGGUUGCCGGCUGUGCUAGGCGCUGUACAGCACCGCAGCGCUCUUUCCUCUGCAACACAGGGCACGGUUCACCUCCUAGGUGCGUCGGGGGCAAACCCCACCUGCCUGCACUCUGGUCUCCCCAGAUCUCUUCUCACAGCCCAUCGCACGGUCACUGUUAUCUGCUGUGGUGCAUGGGGAUGGUCUGGAAACCAGCUGUCCGAGGGCUCACCCAGGAACACAGGACAGGCUCCGGUGGCUCUGGUGCCGUGUAUCUCUGCCCAGGUACCUGCAUGAAGUGUCCUGGGCACAUCCCGUCGUUGCACUUAGGGCUGCUUCAAGGGGUCCGGGCACCUUUUUUUGUCCUGCCCAGCUGUCUCAAGCUGCUGCUCUCCGCUCUCUUCCCGGGUCCCAGGAGUUGCACUUGGCAAAGGUCUGAGAUUCCCCCGAUUCAAACUCCAGCAGCAUCAAUCAGACGCUGGAGCUGGAUGGAAAGAGCAGCUCCCUCUAGGGCGGUCGCGGGGGCUUGGUCCCAUCGGGUCAAGGCUGAAGUGCUCAGUGGAGCCUGGCACUGGUUGAUUGGGCUUGUGGGGCAGCUGGGAAGCUCCUUGCAGGUUUGUUGCAUGGGUCGUGCCUAUCGCCCGGGGAUGGGUGAAGCGCGCCCGCCGUUCCCUGAUCUGUGCUGGUGUCAGCCAGGCUUGCUCUCUCCUCUCUUCAUUCAAACCCGGCCCUUUUUGCUUAGCUGAGGGACCCGUCACCAGUAUUUCUGGGGGGCAUCGCACAGACAGCGGCUGGUGUGGGACGAUGUGAGCGCCCGGCUGUUUGAUCUUACAGGUGCUCUGUGCUGUACACAGGCCCCUCUGCCUCCUGAGUACCUUUGCCCUGCCAGGCUUGCUGUGCCAGUGCAUCCGUGAUGCUACCCACGCAGCGCCUUGCCCUCUCCGCCCUUUCCCCCUUGCUCUGUGCAUUUGCUUUGCAAAUUCCCUGGCUGCUCAUCACAAGCAGCCUGGGGCAUUGGCACCGGGGCUCUUCCUGCAGCUGCCAAGCUCCUGCCCCAUCCCCUGCGGGCACCUCCUCCCUUUGUGGGGAGAAGCGGCUGGAAAGCACAGCAGCAGGAGGGAGCGCAAUGCAGUGCCUGGCACCCGAAGGGCUGAGAGUGCAGAAUGCAGGGGCCCUCUGCGCUGGGCGCGUUAUUCUUAGUUGCCUGCUUGCCCGUGAUGGGGGUGUUGGGUUUCAGGGACUUGUUUAUGCCAGAGCCGGAGGAGGCUGGGGGCUGCCACGCUGCCCUCCAGGGAGCCCUGCAGCGAAGGGCGCACAGGGAAUGGGAGUGGGUAGAUGGCUGCAGCCCUGGGUGCAAGCCAGGAGAAGAGCCCUGCACCCCCUCUCCGGGUCCCGGAAGGAGCAGCAAUGCCUUCGGCACCUGGCUGCUUAGCACGGGGCCGCUCCCUUCCAUCCCCGCGGGUCCCGUUCGGAGCCACGCUCCCCCGACGGAGGAUGCAUCACGUGAGAUCCUCGCGGGACACGGACCUGCUCGGUGACUGCACUUUUUCCACCCCGUGUGACUGCAUUUCCCCUUCCCAACCCCUUUUUCCCAGCUUACCCCACCAUCCCGGCUCUACACCCCUCUGACCAAGCACAUGGAGUGGCUUAGGCCGAGGGGUCAUCCCAUCACUUACCCAGGCCGCGGGGCUGUCCCCUGUGCUGCCCCCAGCAAGCCGGGCUCUGACUGUCAGAAGCAGGUGAGGGCCCCGGGCAUGUUUGUCUUUGCAGCGGCGGGAAGAGGUGUCGCCACCGCUCGCAAAGUCAGUGCUAUUAAUAUCAGGUAAUGAGCAUAAUCUCUGGGUUCGGUUAUCCUCUUAUGCCUGUCGGCUGCUCCGGGACACCGCCGCGCACCUCCCGUUUGCUCUUUCACUCCUCGCUCAGUUCUCAGCCCUGCACUCGCACGCCAGGUCCCAGCAGCCAGCCAUGCCGCACGCCCCCCUCCAGCCUCCCUGCCCGUAGGGACCGGCCCUCCGCAUGGCCCGGGUUGACCCGGUCCCUUCGCCCACGUGGCAGCCCUGCUGCAACGUUAGUGCCUCGCAGGCGGGGAUGAGACGGCGACCCGCAGACCGCGCCGCGCCUGAAACUCCUGCACCCGGGACCGCCUGGUUCUUCUGAGGCAGGGCGAGAUGAGCAGCCCCCCGACGUACGCGGGGGUCCGGAUAUCAGGCUGCUGGGCCCUGGGGGCUGAAGGCAGCCACAGCAGCGCAGAAUCCCUGGACAGACUCUACCCCCCGGUAGCGCCCACGCGGCCGCCCCGGAAACGGACCACCAGCCAGUGCAAGUCCGAGCCCCCGCUGCUACGAACCAGCAAAAGGACCAUCUACACGGCCGGACGGCCGCCGUGGUACAACGAGCAUGGGGCACAGUCCAAAGAGGCCUUUGUCAUAGGUCUGGGCGGGGGCAGCGCCUCCGGAAAGACCACGGUGGCCAGGAUGAUCAUCGAAGCCCUGGACGUCCCGUGGGUGGUGCUGCUCUCCAUGGACUCCUUUUACAAGGUGCUCACCAAGCAGCAGCAGGAGCAGGCGGCCCACAACGACUUCAACUUCGACCACCCCGAUGCCUUUGACUUUGACUUGAUCAUUGCCACCCUAAAGAAGCUCAAGCAGGGCAAGAGUGUGAAGAUCCCCAUCUACGACUUCACCACCCACAGCCGGAAGAAGGAAUGGAAAACCCUCUAUGGUGCCAACGUGAUUAUCUUUGAAGGCAUCAUGGCAUUCGCGGACAAGGAGCUGCUGAAGCUCCUGGACCUGAAGAUCUUCGUCGACACGGACUCGGACAUCCGCCUGGUACGGCGCCUGCGCAGGGACAUCAGCGAGCGCGGCCGGGACAUUGAGGGCGUCAUCAAGCAGUACAACAAGUUCGUCAAGCCAGCCUUCGACCAGUACAUCCAGCCCACCCUGCGGCUGGCUGACAUCGUCGUGCCCAGAGGUAGUGGGAACACGGUGGCCAUCGACCUGAUCGUGCAGCACGUCCACAGCCAGCUGGAGGAGCGUGAACUCAGUGUCAGGGCAGCGCUGGCUUCGGCCCACCAGUGCCACCCGCUCCCGCGGACCCUCAGUGUGCUGAAGAGCACCCCGCAAGUGAGGGGCAUGCACACCAUCAUCAGGAACAAGGAGACCAGCCGAGACGAGUUCAUCUUCUACUCCAAGCGGCUGAUGAGGCUGCUGAUCGAGCACGCCCUGUCCUUCCUGCCUUUCCAGAGCUGCACCGUCCAGACCCCGCAGGGACAGGACUACGAAGGACGGACCUUCAGCGGGAAGCAGAUCACGGGCGUGUCGAUCCUGAGAGCGGGGGAGACGAUGGAGCCGGCCCUGCGCGCCGUGUGCAAAGACGUCCGCAUCGGGACCAUCCUCAUCCAGACCAACUGCUACACCGGAGAGCCGGAGCUCCACUACCUGCGGCUGCCGAAGGACAUCAGCGAAGACCACGUGAUCCUCAUGGACUGCACAGUCUCCACCGGGGCAGCUGCCAUGAUGGCAGUGAGGGUCCUGCUGGAUCAUGACGUCCCAGAGGAUAAGAUCUUCCUCCUGUCCCUGCUGAUGGCCGAGAUGGGCGUCCACUCAGUGGCCUACGCCUUCCCCCAGGUGAAGAUCAUCACCACGGCCGUGGACAAGAAGGUGAACGACCUUUUCCGCAUCAUCCCAGGCAUCGGGAAUUUCGGAGAUCGCUACUUUGGGACCGACGCACCCCCCGACUGGAGCGACGAUGAAGACACCCUUAGCACUUAGCACCCUGGUCCUCCACUCCCAGGCAGCAGCCCGGGGGCGGCAACAGGGUUGAGGCAGCUUGCACCUUAACCUCCCGCUGGACAUUUGCAGAGAGUAUUCCCCCAACCCACAGCAUAGCUUAUUUUUGGAACUUGUGCACUUCAGAGCUAGGGCCUAUUUUUGAACGGAAUUCGAGUCCCGGCUGACAGCACGUGCAGCCGGACCUUAGAGCGGAGUUAAUUUAUUUUAAUAUAAAUGGUUGGCUACUUUAACUUAUUCCAGAUUUUCUAAAGAAAAAAAAAAAAAGAAAGAAAGAAGUGUU
Messenger RNA from Alligator mississippiensis (American alligator), 8688 nucleotides. It is a transcript of the gene UCKL1, whose product is annotated as uridine-cytidine kinase 1 like 1. The transcript is spliced from 15 exons. The record is from RefSeq and is a predicted model, not a curated record. Gene Ontology annotation, cellular component: cytoplasm. The coding region runs from base 6786 to 8387 and encodes 533 amino acids. Lineage: Eukaryota; Metazoa; Chordata; Crocodylia; Alligatoridae. Gene Ontology annotation, molecular function: ATP binding; kinase activity.